Messenger RNA from Megalobrama amblycephala (Wuchang bream), 1313 nucleotides. RefSeq lists its product as uncharacterized. Lineage: Eukaryota; Metazoa; Chordata; Actinopteri; Cypriniformes; Xenocyprididae. The record is from RefSeq and is a predicted model, not a curated record. The transcript is spliced from 7 exons. Bases 249 to 1229 code for a protein of 326 amino acids.
CCCUCACAGUUUUGGAACAUUUUGUAGGUAGCAAAAUAAUGUUUAGAAACCUUUAAGAGACUUUCAUUCUCGCUUCAUUCUUUUUUCAUUGUUUUUUGGUCCUUAUGUGGGACCAUCAGCACUAAGGGUAGAAAGGAAAAGAAAAUGCCAUUUUUUGUCUCUGCAACUUCUUCUUUCAUUCAGUCUUGUUUCACACAGUGACAUAAAAACAUCUUCUGUAAGCCAAAUAACUGAAACAGUGAAUUGAAAUGUUACAAAUUAUUCUACUUCUCCUGCCUGGUGUUCUCAGUACUGGGUGGAAUGUGAAUUAUUCUCAUCCGAUCUGUGCUGCGAGGGGAUCCAGUGUCACUAUUGCCUGUACAUUUAUAUAUCCACCUGCGCAAGUACAGCGAGUGCUAUGGUGUUCAGUGGGACCAAACCAUGGUGUCUGUAUGAAUGAGCCAUAUGUUUAUGACAGUGAAGCCAACAAAAAUCAAAGAAACUUUCAAUACAUUGGAGAUAAAACUUCAAAUUGUUCUCUUUUGAUCAGUAAUAUUAAUCAAACACAUUCUAAAGAGUAUAAAUUCAGAUUCAUGACCAAUGUGACAGGAGGAACAUGGACAGGCAAUCCUGGAGUGAAAAUGUCAGUAGACGAUUUAAGGGUGUCCAUGACCCGGUCGAGAGAAAAUGGAAGUAUAAUAGUUGGAGACUCUUUGAAUCUGACAUGCAAACUCAACUGCUCUGGUAAUUUAGCUGAGGUUCAGUGGUUUAAGAAUGGUGAACUGGUGCAACAUUCAGACCCCGUCCUCACCUUUAGCAGUAUAACUGCUAAAGACUCUGGGAGUUACUCUUGUUCUUUGAGAAGCUUUAAAACAACUGUAUCUGAAGAAUUUAGAAUUCACAUUGAAGAUGUCGCUGGAUCCCCAACAGUUCUGAUUAUAGUAGUGUCUUUAGUCUCACUUGGUUUCAUUAUUGUAGCUGUGAUGCUUAUAAGAAGGAAAACAGAAACUCACAGAAAACCAAAUAAGGAAGAAGAAACCCAGAGUUCUCAUUACAGCACUCACCAAACAACUGCUAAAACAGAAACACCCACAGCCUCCACAAACCUAGAGGAAGCAGAGAAUGUGCUGCAGGAAGAUGAAGUUCAAUAUGCAUCUGUCAACAUUCAACCUAAAAAACUGCUUCAAAAGUCUGCCAAAACAGAGCAGGAGAAUGAUUCAUCCAUCUACAGCACAGUGAUGAAUGGUUAAACUUGUACUUUCAGCAGUCAAUAUUCAUCUCUCUCUCUCUCUCUCUCUCUCUCUCUGUGUGUGUGUGUGUGUGUGUGUGUGUGU